AUGAAUGCAGAGCACUUGGAGGUUCCUGUAAAUACCGAAUUUUCACUUUCACCACCUCCGAAUGGUGAUCGUACACCAUCCAGAAGAGGACAUCGUCACAAGAGAUCCUUCGCAAUUUCCCAGGACCUCGACUUUGUUAAACCCGCGGCACCUGGGACCCCAAAGGGUAGCGAUCAGUUUUCUAACACAUUUGUGGCUUCAUCUCCGCAACAGCAGGACUCAAGUCUUCGGUUUUUCAUGACAGAGGAGUCCACAUAUUCCCACGACGUACCGAAUGCCAUCAUUGAUCUAGAUGAUGCAUUAACGACCAAACCACAAUCGUUCACGUCCCACCGGAGAGCUGAAUCUGCUCCAGCUCAGCUGAUUUUGCCUUUUAAGCUUGAGCCUCCUAAUGCUCAUUGUCAACCAUCGUUGCGAAUAGAGGAGGAAGAAGAUUCGGAAAGUGAUACUGAAAUAGUGACACAGGCUACCUUGAUGUCACCGCUAAGAGCAAAAUCUCAAUCACCUUUUGUGAAGAGCAAUUACACAGCAGAGUCCCCCAAAGCCUCAGCAAGGAAUCAGUACAAUAACAAUGCUCUCAAGAUCAACAAACAGAAAGAAAGGUAUCAGAAUUACACAAAGCAUCUCCCCGCGGCUAGUCCUCAAGUUUUGAAUCAGGGGCAAGAGCCAUCUUUUUCCUCAUUGUCUUCUGGUUUCAGCUCGGGGAUCAGCACAGCUGGUCUUGCCUAUUCCCCAACUACUCCUGCUAUUUCAAUCUCGAAGUUUGGCAAUAGAACACCAAGUCCACGAAAAACCUUUACUUUCCAAAGCCAGAUAUAUGACUUACCGUCUAACGAUGUUGCACUUGUUGACAACGAUAAAGAAGCACGACACAAUACCACUAGAAUGGAAGAUGAUGAUACGCUGACGUGCACAACCACCAAUACGACUAGUCAAAAUCUGCAUAGGAAGUCCAAAAGUGCUUCGGCUUAUGAUACAUCUACUACCUUUCGUAUUCCGAAAGAGAUAUUACAGGGCCAGCCGGGAGACAGUGUUGAUUUAUCGGAAUCCUCGAAGUUUUCGAAAGACGCUUCUGCCGUCAACGCAACUAAGAAAACGUCAGCCGUUGAUCAGCGCGCCGUCAGUGACAGUGCUGCAACACAGAAGGAAGCUUCUCGUAAAUGGAGAGGCAAAAUGAACAUCUUUUACUCGAUAGUCUCGAAAUUCAAGAACUCAAAGUGA
This is a messenger RNA of Lachancea lanzarotensis, 1221 nucleotides long. RefSeq names its product LALA0S11e00386g1_1 (gene HLR1). Bases 1 to 1221 code for a protein of 406 amino acids. The record is from RefSeq and is a predicted model, not a curated record. NCBI's taxonomy places the organism in Eukaryota, Fungi, Ascomycota, Saccharomycetes, Saccharomycetales, Saccharomycetaceae. The transcript has a single exon.